AUGGCGACCCGCCGCGCCUCCAACACCGCCGCCGUGGCGCCUAAUUCGACAAACGAUAUCUGCCCGGUCUGCAAGACCAUGCGCUACCUUAACAAGGACCUCGAGUUCCUCAUCAAUCCCGAGUGCUACCACCCCAUGUGCGCCAACUGUGUCGCCCGCAUCUUCUCCGACGGGCCCAAUCAGUGCCCCUACGCCGGCUGCCACCGGACACUUCGCAAAAAGGGCUUCAAGUCGGCCUACUUUGGCGACCUCACCGUCGAGCGCGAGGUCGACAUCCGCCGGCGCGUCGCCGCCGUCCUCAAUAAGGUCGAGGACGACUUCGAGACCCUGGAGGACUACAACGGCUACCUCGAAUGGGUCGAGACCCUCACCUUCGACCUCAUCUCCGGCACCGACGCCGAGAAGAAGGCCGCCGAGGCCCGCCUCAUCGAGUGGGAGCAGGCGCACAAGGCCGAGAUCGAGCGCAACAGGCGGCUGGCCAAGGAGUCCGAGGCUGAGCGCGUUGCGCGCUUCGAGGCCGAGAAGGAGGAGGCCCGGUUGCGGCGCAUGCAGGCCAUGCAGGAGGACGCCGCCGAGAAGCAGCAGGGCCAGCGCAUGCGCGAGGCCAUGCUCGACGGCCUGGCGAGCAGCGACGCCGGGGAGGCCAAGCAGACGCUGAACCGCGUCCUGCUCAAGAAGCGCGGCCAGAACCGUCUCGCCUCCGCCGUCGGGUCUCUGUCCGACGCCACAACGGCCCCGGGCCUGUCGAUCCGCGGCCUCAAGCAGCAGAAGAAGCGCGUCAUCGAGGAGAACAGGCCGUACGACCCAUUUGGCGGCCUCAAGCUCGAUAUGGAGAGGUACGCGAUGGGACCGCCGGAGGAGUAUCGCAAUCACUGGAUCGACGAGGCGAGGAAAAAGGACGACAUCGUCGUCGGGGGAUACAGCGCCGACGAGUACCUCGGCCGCGCCAUGUUCGAAGCCUUUUCCGGAUUGGCCGUCUUCAUCGAGGAUGAGAAGGGCCCUGAGAAGGUGGCCACCACCGAGGCCGCGCAAGUGGCCUCCACGGGUCAGACCACCCAGAGGAUGGACGUGGACGACGUCUUUUAG
Molecule: messenger RNA, 1086 nt
Organism: Colletotrichum graminicola M1.001
Lineage: Eukaryota; Fungi; Ascomycota; Sordariomycetes; Glomerellales; Glomerellaceae
Product: CDK-activating kinase assembly factor MAT1
Exons: 1
Coding region: 1-1086 (361 amino acids)
Biological process (GO): positive regulation of cyclin-dependent protein serine/threonine kinase activity; regulation of transcription by RNA polymerase II; nucleotide-excision repair
Cellular component (GO): transcription factor TFIIH holo complex
Molecular function (GO): cyclin-dependent protein serine/threonine kinase activator activity
Source: RefSeq, a predicted model, not a curated record